AUGGCUGCAGCGUUGGUGAAUGGAUGUAUCACUUCAGGAUUUGCUGCUCAAAACGAGAUUGCCAUCAGUUGCCGCUCUGCAAGUACACUUGACAAAUGGAAGUGCCAAGGACUUGAUGAUGUAUUCACAUCUACUGCUGACAUGGUAAGAACGUUUCCUCAUGGAAUUAUCGUUUUGGCUGUCAAACCCCAAGCCCGACAUGACGUUGUUGAAUCUCUGUUGUCCGAGAAUGUAAAGUUAGUGAAUUGCCCAUUGUUGAUCUCAAUCUUGGCUGGUGUCGAUGAAAAGCUUUUGAAAAAAGAGGUAUAUAUGUUUAUCGAGUCUCUGGCUGAUGGAGGAGUAUUUGUUGGUUGUUCGCGAGAAACUGCACUGAAGCUUGCAGCGCAAACUGUCAUGGGAGCCGCUGAGAUGGUUCUGGAAAGCAAUGAGCAUCCUGGCGCUUUGAAGGAUAAGGUUUGUUCGCCAGGUGGAACAACGAUAGCGGGUCUGAGAGAGCUAGAAAAAUCAGGAUUCCGGUCUGCUGUUAUCGAAGCAGUGAGAGCAGCAGCAGAUAGGGCCAACAGUAUGCAAUGA
Molecule: messenger RNA, 573 nt
Organism: Strongylus vulgaris
Lineage: Eukaryota; Metazoa; Nematoda; Chromadorea; Rhabditida; Strongylidae
Source: the annotation of a GenBank genome assembly